AAAUUUCGUACUAUUGAUUAAACUUGGCAAAGUUUGGGGACGGGGUGGAAGUUGAUACGAAAGGUAUGAAAAGCUUCGUAGUUUGAAAAAGGUGCCAAUAAUAGCAAAAUAUAGGAUAGAGCACUCCUCCAGAGAAGUGUCACCCACGCAGUGAAGGAAUGUUACAGGGAAGGAUAUGGAUGCUUUUGGACCUCUGACAUUUUCUCAUUCUUCAAAAAAUGCGUUUCAUCGUAUCUUCAAAGAUGAGAAAAUAGCAAGUUGCCUAUUCUGCACAAAAACAUUUGUACUACCACAGGAUAAAACAUUGUUUUCAACUCAUUUGUUCAGAUGUCAUCAGUUUAAGAUAGCAGACACAGAAAAGAUAGCCAGUGUGAGCAUGUACUGUGAGUAUUGGAGAUCACGAUUCCAGACAGAGCCACCUGAAAAAAUAUGUUCAAGGAUGAUAAGUGAUACCAGAGAUGAUGGAUCAAGGGUGAGCUUUCUUCUUCUGGGAGACUUUGUACCUGAAGAUAAGAAGCUGAGAGAAGAUCUCCAAAAUAAACAAUUGAGAUGGGCAUUAAGACAACAGACCAUAGAGAGAGAGGACAAAAGUUUUUCACGUGGAUGUCUGAUGUGUCGGCUUCAGUUCAUUGGCUGUCGUGCGGACUAUCUGUGCCAUCUGUCCCUUUUGCACAAUCUGCAGCUUGGACGACCAGAAAAUCUCGUGUUUGUCGAUGAGCUACUGGAUUUAAUAGAACUGAAAAUUCGAAGCUUGCAGUGCCUGUUUUGUUCCAAGAUCUUCAAGAACCAGAUUGUUCUGAAGGAACACAUGAGAAAGAAGCAACACAAGAAAAUUAACCCUAAAGAUACUGAAUUUGACAAAUUUUAUAUGAUAAAUUACCUUGAGGUGGGGAAGGAUUGGCGUCAGAUUCAGAAUGAACCAGAUGAUGAGCUGUCCAAUGUGGAAAACUCUGACGGUUAUGUCAGCGAUGGGGACUGGUCCGACUGGCAGGAAGAUGAGGAUCCGGUAGUUUGCCUGUUCUGUGAUAUAUCAUCUACUUUUGACAACAUAUUAAGUCAUAUGAAUGAUGCACAUGGUUUUGACUUCACAAGAAUCUGUGUUGAGACUGUUAUGGAUUUCUACCAGCAGGUGAAGGUAGUGAAUUAUGUGAGAAGACAGGUCUAUACAGGCCACUGUCCAUGUUGCAAUGAGACACUUCCCAAUAGGGAAAAGUUACUGGAACACAUGAAUGUGAAAAAUCAUUUUGUUAUGCCACAGAAGCAGCUAUGGGACCAUCCAGAGUAUUUCUUUCCUACUUAUGAGAAUGACAGUUUUCUCUGUCACUUGAACGACUGCCACGAUGAUAUAGCUGAACUGCAUCUCACCCAGCAAAUGAAAGAGAAAUGCCAAGUUGGAAGUUGCUGAAGGAAGGAGAUAAAGAAGAAUUUAAAUAAUUUUUGCUCAGUGUCUGAAGUCAUAGUACAACAACAGUUCAGUUCACCAUAAAAUAAUUUUUAAUGGAGAACUUGUAGGAAUAUAAAUGCUGAGAUAAUGACCUAAACAAACAAACAUCAUAAUUAUAUUACCAAAAUCUUGUGUUCACAUAUUUUGUAUAUUUUUCAGUAACUACUUGCCUGCCACAUCACCAGCUGAGCU
Zootermopsis nevadensis is the source of this 1636-nucleotide messenger RNA. Its product is annotated as zinc finger protein 277. Lineage: Eukaryota; Metazoa; Arthropoda; Insecta; Blattodea; Termopsidae. The record is from RefSeq and is a predicted model, not a curated record.